Molecule: messenger RNA, 2360 nt
Organism: Bombus terrestris (buff-tailed bumblebee)
Lineage: Eukaryota; Metazoa; Arthropoda; Insecta; Hymenoptera; Apidae
Gene: Dbp45A
Product: probable ATP-dependent RNA helicase DDX49
Exons: 6
Coding region: 280-1638 (452 amino acids)
Molecular function (GO): nucleic acid binding; RNA helicase activity; ATP binding
Source: RefSeq, a predicted model, not a curated record
AACUAAUGUAUAUUGCAUCUAAUCAAGCACUAAUCAAAAAGGAGAAUCGUUUAAGUGAUUUAGUCCCUUGUGUAAUAUACCUUGUAAAAAUAUCUUUUACAACGCAUAUAUAAAAUUAUUUAAUGAAAUGUAACUCAUUUUAUAUUAAAUAAUUCUAUCCGUUAAUAAUAUAUUCCUUAUUUAAAUUGAAUCUGUAUUAAAAUUAACUUUUACUAAACCAUUAUGUUCUAUUAAUCAAAACAUUUCACGUGUUAACCUAUACAAAAGUCAAAAACAACCAUGUCAUUUGCUGCAUUAAAUUUAAGUUCAUGGCUUGUUCAACAAUGUAAUUUUAUGGGUUUAAAAUGUCCUACACCAAUCCAGAAAAAUUGUAUCCCAAAAAUUCUAGCUGGUGAUGAUUGCAUUGGUUGUGCUAAAACCGGCAGUGGUAAAACACUUGCUUUUGCACUUCCUAUAUUACAAAAAUUAUCUGAGGAUCCAUAUGGCAUAUUUGCACUUGUUCUAACACCAACUAGAGAACUUGCUUUUCAAAUUGCAGACCAAUUUUCGGCAAUAGGAAAAUCUAUUGGUUUAAAAAAAUGUGUAAUUGUUGGUGGAAUGGAUAUGGUUGUACAAGGGCUAGAGUUAUCAAAACAUCCACAUAUAGUUGUUGCAACUCCAGGACGUUUAGCAGAUCACCUUGAAAGUUGUAAUACAUUUUCUUUAAAGCAAAUUAAAUUUUUAGUUUUAGAUGAAGCUGAUAGACUUUUAGAAGGUCACUUUGAUGAUCAGUUAAAAACUAUAUUUGAGGCUUUACCUAAACGGAAGCAAAUGCUUCUUUUUAGUGCAACAAUGACAGAUACCCUUGACAAAGUGAAACACAUAGCAUCCAGUAAGGCUUUUAUAUGGGAAUCUAAAGAUGAGUCUGGUGUAGCAACAGUGAAAGAACUUGAUCAACGUUACAUACUUUGUCCAAGUGAUGUACGUGAUUCCUUUUUAGUAGAAGCAAUUAGAACCUUUAGAGGAAGUAAUAAAGAUGGGUCUAUAAUGAUAUUUACAGAUACUUGCAAGCAUUGUCAAGUAUUAUCCAUGACAUUAAAUGACGUUGGAUUUAAAAAUGUAGCCCUACAUGCAAUGAUAAAACAAAAAGAUCGUCUUGCUGCACUUACUCAAUUUAAGUCCAAUCAUGCAAAAAUUUUAAUAGCUACAGAUGUUGCAGCAAGAGGUUUAGAUAUUCCUACAGUUGAGUUAGUUAUAAAUCAUAUUAUACCAAAUGUAACAAAAGAGUAUAUUCAUAGAGUUGGAAGAACAGCUAGAGCAGGCAAAAAUGGCAUGGCAAUUACCUUAAUAACUCCACAUGAUAUUAAAUUAUUACACGCAAUUGAAAAUGCUAUUGGUACAAAACUUACAGAAUAUAAAGUUAAUGAUAAAGAAAUAGUUACAAUUUUGACGCAAAUAUCUGUUGCUAAACGAGAAGCGGAAAUGAAAUUAGACGAGAUGGACUUUUAUGGCAAAAAAAUGAUCAAUAAACGCAAGAAACUUAUCCUAGAAGGGAAGGAUCCGGAUGAAAUUGAGGAAAUAUUAGAACAAAAAAAACGUGAUAAAUUAAAGAAAAAACAGAAAACUGAUGAAAAUCUGCAUUAUAGAAAUAAAAUUUAAUUAACUCAAAUUUUAUUAUAUUUAAAAAUAUACAUUGUAUAAUAAGUAACAUAUUUUGAAUAACCAUUUUUGUAAUGGCAUACUAACAUUCAAUGCAUAAAAUACACAUUUUUCUUGUGUACUAUAUAAGUUGCAAUUAGCAUCAUGGUUAAAAAAUAGUUACUGUAGAAAAAAAUAAGUAUUCAUGUACAUAUGAUUGCUAAAGACGGAAUUCAUCAAAUAAGUUUAAAACUAUUAUAAAGUAUGUAGUUCACAAAGUACCUCUUUCUUUUUACUAUACCUGUUUAAAUGAACACUUCUUUGUUUCUUGCUAUGAAAUUGAUUAUGCUUUCAAUAUUAUUGCACAGAAACAUGUGUUUUUACUUACGGAUGGUGAAGUUCACAGCUGACUGGUUAAAAAGUUUCAAUUAAUUAUAAAUAACUUGCUUUGAUUUAUAUAUAAAAAUUUGUAUCAAAAUCUAUUUUAAAGAACUACAUAUUUCAUAAAUACACUGUUUUGAAUAUUUUUUAAGAAUAUAAGUAAUAAGACGUCAUAUGGCACAUUUAAAAUUGUGCCAUUUUCUUUUUAUUUUGCAUCAAAUUUAAUUUAUUCAAAAACGCAUACAGUUCUGCAACAUAUUCUUUUGGGUAUUUACGAUAAUGUUCAACAUGUGGGGAAUUUUCAAAUAUCUUAACAUAAAUCUGAAAAGAAUGUAAAUAUUUCUAUACUAUUCUGUAAUUUA